UUUGUUAUUAUUUUGAUACUGCGCCGUUGUCAGUUCUCUUGAAUUUCUUGUCACUUGAGUCUUUCAAUUUCAGUCUUUGUUCUCAUUGCGUGCAGUACAGUUUGGCCGCUGUAUUUUCUUCCUUGGUUACGUCUAUACAAUUUUAAAAUUAUAUUCUACAAAAUAAUUAAAAUUACUGCCUAAAUAUGCCUUUUAUAUCAAAAGAUUGGCGGUCUCCAGGAGAAGUAUGGGUUAAAACGGAAGAAGGAUGGGAAAAAAAGAAAAUCCUAGAAUGUUGCAAUUUCUUACUAGGACAACAGGAUGAUUUAUUGACCAGGUAUUCUGUUUCUGAUCAUUGUGAUGAACAAAAACCUGAAAAUGUUGAAAAAUGGAAUGAAGAUGAAAAUACCGAGGAAAAAGAAAACAAAAAUUCCAUUAACCAUUACAAACACCCAAGAACAAAAUAUAAUAGUGAAAGUCAAUAUGAUGGUGUAAUUCAGCCGCACUGUCAUAUUACAAUCAAAUGUACUAAAGAAAUUGCAGGGUUUAAUGGCCUUAGUGAAGCGCUCAAACGAUUAGACUUUCGUUCUGCUGUUCAUGAUGGUCGUCGAUUUCAUUAUAUUUGUAAACUUCUUGAUCUCCUUGUAUCUCAUAGACUAAAUGCAUUAUCUGGUUGUGCCCAAAGAGUCCUUUUUAAUAUAAUUGAAGAAGUUGCUCGUCAAGUUUCUCAAAGUCAGCAAAAUAAGCAUAUGUUAGACCGUCUUUUAGGACAACUUCGUCAGGUUGUUGAAUUUGCUUGUUGGGGAAGACCAUUAGGAUCAACUAUUUUAUGGGAGCAACAUUUGAAUACUAUUAACCGUAUUCAUGAAAUAGCUGACCGUAUUGAAAUCCGUCCACCUAGUGAUAAUAAAGAACCUCAAUUUGAGCAAUUACCUGAAGAGUGUGUACGUGAAGUAUUGUUAAGACUAGCUGAUCAUCAAGACUUGGAGCGUUCAGCUCAUGCAUGGGGUGUAAUGGCACGUUUAGUUGAUGAAUUACGAAUUUGGCGUGAGUUAUGUCAAUUCCAUUUCAGCCCUCGUCAAAUACAGUCUGUAAUUGAUAACUCACCAAAUACUAGUGAAGAUUGGCAGUUAAUAUAUCACAAGUUAAGAAAAUGUUAUGGACUACGAGAAGAGUAUGCUGAGAUGAUACAGCUAUGUCGAAAUUGUCGAUGUUUAUUUUGGCAUAGUAUUGGACAUCCAUGUAUUGCAGAUACUGAUCCAAAUUUUAUGGAAAAACUUGAAGAUGUUGAUAAAAGUUCAUUAUAUGUACCUAUACCACCACAAGCUUUUCUUAAAUUUUUUUCACUUUAAUUUAAUUUGUUAAGUAUAGAAAACAGUCUGGUACAGCUUAUUAAUAUAGUGUAACUGAUUAUUUUAGAA
Sipha flava (yellow sugarcane aphid) is the source of this 1400-nucleotide messenger RNA. Its product is annotated as F-box only protein 32. Gene Ontology annotation, biological process: protein ubiquitination. The record is from RefSeq and is a predicted model, not a curated record. Bases 186 to 1331 code for a protein of 381 amino acids. The transcript has 8 exons. NCBI's taxonomy places the organism in Eukaryota, Metazoa, Arthropoda, Insecta, Hemiptera, Aphididae. Gene Ontology annotation, molecular function: protein binding. Gene Ontology annotation, cellular component: cytoplasm; SCF ubiquitin ligase complex; nucleus.